Anisakis simplex (herring worm) is the source of this 1047-nucleotide messenger RNA. Lineage: Eukaryota; Metazoa; Nematoda; Chromadorea; Rhabditida; Anisakidae. The record is from the annotation of a GenBank genome assembly.
AUGACCAAAAAUUUGGUGGUUCCCGGAAUGUGUGCGAAUAUAGAGGAGAUCAAAGAAGAGCCAAAAGUGUUGGGUUUAUCCGGAGGAAACUCUGUGGCGUUCAAAGUGUUUACAAUAGAGCGCAAAGCAUCGGCAUUAGCCACACGGAACCUGAAAAUAAGAAGAGUAGUCAAAAGUGACAAUUCUUGUUAUCAUGGAAAAAGCGACCGAUCAUCGGAAGCGAGUGAUCAGCGCCAGAAAGCCCAACGAGAGGGAGAACUUCAAGAGAAGCAUGAAUCUGAGAACGAUACAAGCUCAAAAAAUGAGGAUCAUCCUCAUGAUGAUGAGAAUGGAAAAGAUGCAACCACCAAUGAUAGCUUUCGUCGACAGAAACUUUCGGACAUCGACGCACAGCACGUUGAUGAACAUACUGACCAAAGCAAAUCGAACCAGCUGCAGAAGCAAGCUGUUCGAUUUGGUAUCGAAAUGGAGAUUGAUCAGUCGAAAUGUAAAUGUGUUCAAAGUGCAGGUGGUAAGCAAUUCAAUCAUCUUGUUCAAAUUGAUCCUUAUACUAUCGGAAUGGCAGAAUUUAAUGCUGGAAAAUCGGGCGCAUUUCGUGUCGCUUUAUCGGUGUGUUCAUUGCUGAUACAUUUUAUCGUCGGCACGAUUGGUUUAUAUGAAUGUCCAAUGGAUGCGAAUAUUGCACGAUUCGUGUUGGCUCGAAGUUCAUUGAUUAUUGUUGACCUUAUCUAUCUAGCAGGAUUCGCCUUCCUCGCCAACCCAUCGAAACGAUUGGCACAUAUUCCCGAAAUUCGUCAUGCUGGUUCAUUCGUUUUAUCGAUUGCAGGUGCGAUCUGUGUAUAUCCGUAUUAUGUGCGAGUGCAACACAGCGAUAAAAAGUUACGAAUGUAUUGCAGUGCGAUAUGCUAUUGGUUCGCGUUCGGUGCUGCUACGGCCGAUCUAGUCUUUUUUGCUGUUUUGAAUGUUAUUUGUUGUUGCUCAGUGCUUACAUCUUUGCAUAUUUCUUGUCGAAACGACUCGAAUCAACCAACGUCUGAGAACGUUUGA